Messenger RNA from Naegleria lovaniensis, 3165 nucleotides. RefSeq lists its product as uncharacterized. Gene Ontology annotation, biological process: regulation of cell cycle. The coding region runs from base 1 to 3165 and encodes 1054 amino acids. Gene Ontology annotation, cellular component: nucleus. The transcript has 3 exons. NCBI's taxonomy places the organism in Eukaryota, Heterolobosea, Eutetramitea, Acrasida, Naegleriidae. The record is from RefSeq and is a predicted model, not a curated record.
AUGUUGAAUCCACAAGCUACAGUUUCAUCAUCAUCAUUUUCUCAUAACGUUGGUAACAGCACUCCGACCAAAAUAAAUUCGUCAUCAUCAUCAGGCUUUUCAAAACAUGCAUCAUCAGAGUAUUAUAAUCGGACGUUGGUGGUUUUGGGAGAACAUGUUUUUGAUCCGAAUCAGUCGUUCAUUGAGGAGUUUGAUUUGUACAUUGAAAGUAAGAAGGCUAAAAAGCAAUUAAAGUAUUCAAAGCCACAAUGGAGUGUUACACUUGAAACUAUUUUAGAUCAUUGUCGGAUGGUCAAUGACAUAUUUCCUGAGGAGGCCGGAAUAUGUGUAGCACUUCAACAUCACAGCAGUGAAAUCGCCGUAAUGAAUGAAUGGAAUUGGGAGCAACAAAGUUUUCUAGAAAUUUCAAGCAACCUUGCUACUGGUAUUGACCAGUUACACGGAACACCAUUGGAUAUUGAAAAAAAGACAUCUCCAUAUCCAUUCCCUACAAUUCAACAGCUUGAAAGAUUUUGUCAUAAUAUAUUUCUACAAAUAUUUUCUCAAAGCGAUGUCAAGGCAAGAGAAAAGAGUCAACACAACGUGAAUUCUACUUUUAAAGUGAUUUAUGUCACUAAAUGCUCAUUGGAACAAGAAGAAUAUAUAGAUCUCAAAACUCAAUUAAUAUCCAACCUUGCCAUUGUUUUUGAAAAGCAAUUUGAAAAAUUUAAAUCUGAAGUUCGACAAUUUAUGCAACACACUCCAGAUACUACCUCUACCUUUAAUGUUAUGGAAUAUCAACUCAAAAUGCAGCAGUUUAAACUCUUUUCAUCGUUCUCUGAAGAGGAUUUGGACAAACUCUCAUGUACCUUGGACAUCAUAAUUCCCAUUCCAAAACUGAAAGAAUUUUUACAAAAUGUGGAUGAAGAGACAACCUUCAUUUGUCAGUCUUUGGAUUAUCAUACAUCACAAUUCAGAAUCAAUCCAGCUCCAUUUGAAUCUGUAAAAAUAUGGGAUAUUGAAAGAGACAGUUUUGAUAGAAUACUACGAGAGAAAAUAGCGCAAAAACAGUACGGACUUGUUGUCAUUGCCGUUCAAGGAAUUCCAAUGAGAGAUGUCUCGGAAGGUACUUCCAACUAUGAUGUAUUUUUGGCAUGUAAGGGAAUUACCUUUGACAUGAUUCAAGAUGUGAACAUUUCUUCAGGAGUGAUCAACUUGAAAUGGGUUCGAGCGGAUCCAAACAAAAGAACCAUUGAGCACUUGUACACUACAAAAUCUGUACAUAGAAUCACACCAAUCACUCCCUACACUUUGCCAACCAUUUGCCUGAUGAGACACUUGUCCACCAAGAAACCAGUGACACUGGUCUACGAAUCGGAUUAUAACAAGACACAUAACCACUCUCCAACUCAUCUCAUAUUACAGCAUGGCCAAGAUGUUUAUUUACAUGUUCUUCAUUUGAACAAGGUAUUUCAACCAUAUGUUUCCAUCUCUCAAAGUGAAGAAAAUAAUUUAAAGUAUCGAGUGAAUGAAUUUGUGGAUGUCAUUAAUAAUCAUUUGGUGAGAAUUAAUGUGAAAAGAGACACUGAGAAGGACUCUUCACGCACUGAAGACCCUGAACAUUCUCUCAUGAAACAUAAUAAUUUUAUUUACAACACUCCGUCCAGCAUUGAGAGGAGUACGAGAUUCUUCCCACUCACCGCUGAUGAAACGUCAAUUUUAACAUUUGAAAACGCUAAAGAAGUGUAUCCAACUCUCUUCUCGAAAAUUAUCACACCCCUCAUGAAUUCAGUCCUUCGAAAAUCCCCAGAAAAUUUCACGGAACUCGAUAAGAAUGAUUUGGAGAAGAUGCUUACCAAAUUUUAUGAGCACUGCAAGAUGAAUGAUGAAUCACUAUUUCCAGAGCUCAAGAAUGAUCACACCAAACGUUGGAACUCGUACAGAAAAGCAUGGGGCGAAUUACGAAUGUUUUUGUUAUCGCUUGGCUUCAAGGAAAGUGGAUUGGCUGUCAUGGAUCGAUUGUGGCCUCAAUUUUUCUUUGACAAGGCCCAAGGAGAUUCGGACAAUACAGGACGUAGGGCCAAGAGAGUUGUAGAAGUGCAACGAGAUCGUUAUGGUAAUAUUGUGUUUCCAAUUCCAUUGGGAGCAUUGACUGUAUUGGCACUUGGAAAAGUGGUAUACGAUCGACCAACCUUCCAUACCGACAAGUACAUUUGGCCAGUCGGAUACAAGAGCACUCGGUACUAUACCAGUGUCAAAGAUACGAAUAAGCGAUGUUUGUACACGUGUGAAAUCAAAGAUGGUGGCGAGGCGCCAAUAUUUGUAUUGACCUCAGAUGACAAUCCCAAUGAAGUGAUUGAGGCACCAAGUGCAACGGCUGCCUGGACUGCCAUUGUGAAACAAAUUAACAAGAUUAAGAGCGAGGAGUCUGGAAAGAGAGUUUUCACAAACGUGAGUGGACCCGAAUACUUUGGCCUCGCUCACCCAACCAUUAUGAAACUCAUUUCACAAUUGCCCAACGCAGAGAAAAUCAAUCGACCAAACGCUCCUCAUCAACCUGUGAAAGCAGAAUCAUCGACCAACGAGCUACAGGAGAGUAGUGACGAUGAGUUUUCAUCGGCGGCCGCAGUUUCAACACCCACUCCAAACGCAGCAGGCUCCACAGGCAGUCACACACCAACACCAACACUUCAACCUUCCCAAUCUCAGGCCAGUAUUGCUACUUCUGUGUCAGCAGUCACUGCUGGAGGUGGUGGUACUCCACAAUUAAGCGAUGGAGGUACCAGCGCCCAAGACGCUUCCCAUUCACCCAAUCAUGGAACGACAGGACCUGAUCUUUCAAAGAAACGUGCCAAACGAAAUGAAGCAGUAUUCUAUGAACGUGACACAGUUCGGAAUGAAAUUCAAAAGGUUCCAUGGACCCCAACCAUGAAUUUGCAACAAUUCUGUGAGCAGAGAAAUCAAAAACUUGUUGGAAAGGUUUUAGAUGGCGAAAAUGAAGGAGAAAAAGCUCUCUACGCACAUUUAAAUCUAAAUACAAGCGAUAGAUCUAGAGAUCAACCUUCCUCUUCCUCUGCAGGCAAUCAUCACUACAAUCAAUACGGAAAUGCACAAGGUCAAUAUCACGGUGGAGGAAAUCGACAACGAAAAUAUGGACAAAAGAGAAAAUUUGGUCUUUAUCAAUGA